This is a messenger RNA of Zalophus californianus (California sea lion), 1282 nucleotides long. Its product is annotated as ferritin, mitochondrial-like. Gene Ontology annotation, biological process: iron ion transport; intracellular iron ion homeostasis. Gene Ontology annotation, molecular function: ferric iron binding; ferrous iron binding. The coding region runs from base 1 to 1122 and encodes 373 amino acids. NCBI's taxonomy places the organism in Eukaryota, Metazoa, Chordata, Mammalia, Carnivora, Otariidae. The record is from RefSeq and is a predicted model, not a curated record. The transcript is spliced from 4 exons. Gene Ontology annotation, cellular component: cytoplasm.
AUGAGUGACCAGUAUAUUGUACUGGACUUUGUGUUGCCCAAGAACGUCUGUAAGGCCGCAGGCCUGAGACGUGGUCUAGGUCCCCCUCGCCACUCCACACAGCUGAGCAUCAUCAGGCCCUGUGGGGGCCGCUCGCCAGCCGUCCACCUCCCUGCCCCCGCAGCCACCCCUGGCCUCCAGGGACCACAGCUCCUGCAUGGCGCGGGAGCCCCUCACGGCGAGCCCCAGCCGUUUCCCACCAGCAUGAGGGACAUCCAUGGACUCAUGACGGGCAACGCAGAUCUCCUGGGGCUGGCUUGUUCCCUGGUCCGGAUCUCAGCCCACGUGCCCCUUGCAUACGGCUCUUGUAUAUCCUUCACAACAGUACCCCACUUCUCCCAGGAAGAAGACAGACUCUCCGCCGAGAGUCGCCGCGGUUUCCUGCUUCAACAGUGCUCCGACGGAAGCCGGCGCUCGUCCCCCACCCGGGCCGGCCGUUCAGGGCCAGCCCUCCGCCAUCUCUUCGUCGCGCCCUCGGACCGCUCCAAGGCCCCCGCCGCCGCUCGCCGCCGCCUUUUCUCAGCCACCGCCAUGAUGACCGCGUCCCCCUUGCAGGUGCGCCUGAAUGACCACCAGGACUCGGAGGCCGCCAUCAACCGCCAGAUCAACCUGGAGCUCUACGCCUCCUCCGUCUACCUGUCCAUGUCUGACUACUUUGACCGCGAUGAUGUGGCUUUGAAGAACUUUGCCAAAUAUUUUCUUCACCAAUCUCAUGAGGAGAGGGAACAUGCUGAGAAACUGAUGAAGCUGCAGAACCAACGAGGUGGCCGAAUCGUCCUUCAGGAUAUCAAGAAACCAGACCGCGAUGAUUGGGAGAACGGGCUGAAUGCAAUGGAGUGUGCAUUACAUUUGGAAAAGAGCGUGCAUCAGUCACUACUGGAACUGCACAAGCUGGCCACUGAUAAAAGUGACCCCCAUUCGUGUGACUUCAUUGAGACUCAUUACCUGAAUGAGCAGGUGAAAUCCAUCAAAGAAUUGGGUGACCACGUAACCAACCUGCGCAAGAUGGGGGCUCCCGAAUCUGGCAUGGCAGAGUAUCUCUUUGACAAGCACACCUUGGGAAACAGUGGUAGUGAAAGCUAAGCCUUAGGCUGUCUUCCCAUAGCCACAAGGGUGACUUCCCUGGUCGCCAAGGCAGUGCAUGCAUGUUGGGGUUACCUUUACCUUUUCUAUAAGUUGUACCAAAACAUCUACUUAACUUCUUUCAUUUGUACCAUUCUUCAAAUAAAGUAAUUUGGUACCC